GAAGGCCAAUGAGAAGCCGAGAAUAUGCAGUUGGACAGUUGGCACAGUGAAAACAAGCGCCCAUUGGAAGUUGUAAGAUACUUCGAUGACAUUGUUAUGGGUGUAAAAGACUGAAACCCCAAAGCCAAUAAUCAUAGAGAUGCGUGCAAAUCAAUAACCCCACCCAACAACCUUAAAAAAGUGGGGAAAAAAGUUGAGCUUCUGUGUUACGCAUCUUGCGGUUUCAACGUUGAUAUAAUCGGCAACAACAAAAGAUGAUUCUGAGAUUCCGAUGUUGUCGCUUUUUCACAGCAUCACCUUUUGAUACCCCUUUAAUUCACUCCUUCAAACCCAAACAACAUUGGGCAUCUUCUCUCAUUCGCACUCAAAUGGGUUCAUAUUCAACGACGUCGUCCUGUCCUAAACUGGUGUUCCGUCAGCUCUUUGAGAAAGAAUCAUCUACAUAUACUUACCUUCUUGCUGAUGCUUUGCACCCCCAAAAACCCGCUCUGCUGAUUGACCCAGUUGACAAAACAGCGGAUCGUGAUCUUGCACUUAUUAAAGAACUGGGAUUGACACUUAUAUAUGCUAUAAACACACAUGUGCAUGCUGAUCAUGUUACUGGCUCUGGCUUCAUCAAGACGAAGCUCCCUGAUGUGAAGUCAAUCAUUUCCAAAGCAAGCAAUGCAAAAGCUGAUCUCUUUGUUGAACCUGGUGAUAAAAUCCACUUCGGUGAUAUUUUUCUGGAGGUUCGUGCAACUCCUGGUCAUACACUAGGCUGUGUAACCUAUGUCACGGGAGAAGGACCCAAUCAACCUCAGCCAAGGAUGGCCUUUACUGGUGAUGCCCUUCUGAUACGUGGAUGUGGAAGGACAGACUUUCAGGGUGGAAGUUCAGACACAUUAUAUGAUUCAGUUCAUUCACAGAUUUUCACAUUGCCCAAAGACACAUUGGUAUAUCCUGCUCAUGACUACAAAGGGUUCACUGUCAGCACAGUGGGAGAGGAGAUGCAUUACAAUCCACGCCUAUCAAAAGAUAAGGAAACAUUCAAAAACAUUAUGCAAAAUUUGAAUUUAUCAUAUCCAAAAAUGAUGGACGUUGCAGUACCAGCUAACAUGGUUUGCGGAUUGCAAGAGACAAAAUCUGAAGCAUGCUAGUUUUGUUUUAUCCUUUAAUCAACGCCAUGAAUGUAAAUGGGGAAGCAGGGAAUACACGUCUAAAGUGAAAAGUUGAAUAAGAUAUAACAAUAUAGUAUCGAGAAACUAUGUUGUUUUACCUGAUAUGAAUCUUGAUUAUAUGUUAUACAGCCAUUAGCUACAUGAGUCUCAGAGUAUAUGUAUGGAACUUGAUUUGUGAGAUUACCGAUGGGAUUAAUGAAAGUAAAAUUAUCUGCUGUUGCUGUAAUAUUUGAA
Nicotiana attenuata is the source of this 1391-nucleotide messenger RNA. RefSeq names its product persulfide dioxygenase ETHE1 homolog, mitochondrial-like. The record is from RefSeq and is a predicted model, not a curated record. Bases 255 to 1136 code for a protein of 293 amino acids. Gene Ontology annotation, biological process: hydrogen sulfide metabolic process; glutathione metabolic process. Gene Ontology annotation, molecular function: sulfur dioxygenase activity. The transcript is spliced from 9 exons. NCBI's taxonomy places the organism in Eukaryota, Viridiplantae, Streptophyta, Magnoliopsida, Solanales, Solanaceae.